AUGCACUCCAGCUUCUUCUCUUCCCUCGAGCGGGUCGAGAAACGGCUCAAAAUCGACCGCCACGACGGCGGCUGCCGCCGACCACCACCUCAAACCGCCGCCACCGCCGCCUCAUCGUCGCUCGACGAUUCUCCGAUCUCCCCUCUUUACCUCCUCUCCUCCCAACCCCACCACCACCGCCACCGCCAAGCCCUCGUUCCUCCUCCUCCCCCUCCACCUCUUCAAGAUAGCAGCGAAGCACCGGAAGCGUUCCUCUCUUGCUCUCCCCAGUUCCGUCCUCCGCCGCCGCCGCCGCCGCCGCCGGCGACGGGGACCGACGCCGACUCGGCCGACGACAUCGACCGGUUGAUGCGGAUGCUGGGUCUGGGCAACGGCGAGCCGAAACCCCGCGGAGAAGGAGCGGGCUGCGGAGCAGGUGGCGCCGGGGCUUGCGAGUGCGCGGGCGGGUUCUACGAGCGCGUCGCCGGCGUGGAGGGCCCGAAGUGCCGGAAGGAGGCGGAGAGGUUGGAUGGAUGGAUUGAGUACUUCUCGAACGGCGGCAGCGGCGGUGGCGAUGAGGAUGAGAGGGCUGAGCCGUUGAGGCUGGUGCAUUUGCUUCUGGGUAGAGCUGCGUCCGCUUGCGUGGGCGGUAGCGGUUGCGGUUCUGGCGGGUUGGUGUUUCCUUCCACUGUGGAUGAGUUUCUUCGUAACGAUCCUCCUGGUCCCGAGGAUUAA
This is a messenger RNA of Eucalyptus grandis, 714 nucleotides long. RefSeq lists its product as uncharacterized. NCBI's taxonomy places the organism in Eukaryota, Viridiplantae, Streptophyta, Magnoliopsida, Myrtales, Myrtaceae. The record is from RefSeq and is a predicted model, not a curated record. The transcript has a single exon. Bases 1 to 714 code for a protein of 237 amino acids.